CAGCUUACAAAGGCGUAAACAAAGUAGGCCCUGUCCAGAUCAGCUCCAGCGAAAAAAAAAACGUUUACUUAAAAAAAGGGGAAGAAGAAGCUAAAAUCAUUUCAUAAAGAAGAAAUUGUUAGGUUAUUGAAUUGAUCUGUUUAUGUUGUGUUUAUCUCACGAGAUCUCACGGGUUUAUCUGUUUCCAUAGCCAUUUAUCUUAAUUUAGCUCCAUGUCGUCUAUGACAUUUGGUCAAAAACUUUUUAAACCUAUACCUCCUGAGAAAGGUAGUUUUCCUCUAGAUCACGAAGGUUUAUGUAAGAAAUCUAUGAUUAAUUAUAUGCAGUGUUUGAGUAAAUAUAACAAUAAUAAUUCUGAAUGUAGACUGGAAGCAAAAGAGUAUCUAGACUGCCGUAUGAGAAAUAAUCUUAUGGCCUCUGAAGAGUGGUCAAAACUGGGAUUCUCUGAUAAAGAUAAACAACAAUCAGAAGUAACAGAAGUAAAGGAUAAUUAAAAUAAUGGUUAAUAUUUUAAUAGGAUGCACCGGAAGCGUUGCUACCAUUAAGUUACCUAUUUUAGUAAGAACUUUAACACAAAAGCUUUCCGAAAAUAGUAUUAGUGUCAAAAUUCGUAUUAUAGUAACUGAACAGGCAAAACAUUUUUUUAAAGAAACUGAUAUUUCUGAUGAUAUAGAUAUAUUUUCUGAUCAUGAUGAAUGGAGUACUUGGAAAAAUCGUGGUGAUCCUGUAUUACACAUCGAAUUAGGAAAAUGGGCAGAUGUAUUUCUGAUAGCUCCUUUAGAUGCUAAUUCAUUAGGAAAAAUAUCAUCAGGGAUAUGUGAUAAUCUAUUAACUUGUACUGUUCGAGCCUGGGAUAUGUCAAAAUCUUUAUUAUUUUGCCCUGCAAUGAACACUAAAAUGUAUAUUCACCCUUUAACAGCUAAUCAAAUAUCUACUCUAAUCUCGUGGGGUUAUAGAGAAAUUCCUGUCACUGAAAAAGUGCUUAUUUGUGGUGACGCUGGUGCUGGUGCAAUGGCUGAAGUUUCUACAAUUGUUGAUACUGUGGAGAGCUUAAUAUUAGAAAAAGACAUACAUUAAUUGUUAAUUUUUAUUAAUACAUUUUAGGUAGAGCACAUUUUACUAAAUUUAAUGUAUUGUAUAGUGGUCAUAAAAAGUAUAAUUAAAAUACUAAAUAAUAUUAAACAACAUAAUAGUUUUGUAGUUAUAACAUAGGUAUAUAAAAUUUUAAAUAUAUAUAGAUAUAAAGAUUAACAAAUAUUGGAACUAAUAUAACAAUACAACAAGGAUAUUGUACAAUAUUUAUAACAAACCAAAGCGUCUAAAGUGUCUGGUGUUACUUAUAUGUUUUGUAUAUAAAUAUAUAAAUAACAAAAUAUAUAUAAAAUAAUCCUAAUAACCGGGAGGGAUCAUUCUUUUCAAUACAGUAAUCCUCUUUUCAUGCAAAGCUUGUCUUUCAUCAUCAGAAAAAUACAACUCUUCAUCAGUUAAAUCUAUAUCAAUAUA
Sitophilus oryzae (rice weevil) is the source of this 1503-nucleotide messenger RNA. Its product is annotated as phosphopantothenoylcysteine decarboxylase. The record is from RefSeq and is a predicted model, not a curated record. Gene Ontology annotation, molecular function: phosphopantothenoylcysteine decarboxylase activity; FMN binding. The transcript has 5 exons. NCBI's taxonomy places the organism in Eukaryota, Metazoa, Arthropoda, Insecta, Coleoptera, Curculionidae. Bases 499 to 1077 code for a protein of 192 amino acids. Gene Ontology annotation, cellular component: phosphopantothenoylcysteine decarboxylase complex. Gene Ontology annotation, biological process: coenzyme A biosynthetic process.